AUGGCCGCUGCUACACUCCCAACCAAAAUGCGUGCCCUGCUGCACAACCUCAAGGACCAAUCCCUUUCCAUCAAAACUGUGCCCCUGCCUGUGCCAUCUUCUCAACAAUACCUUGUCAAACCAUUCGCUACCGCCUUCACGGUGGGCGAACUGAACUGGCCACGGCCGGAGGAGCUGAACAUCUCAUCUCCUGGCGUUGAAUGGGUAGGGCAGAUCGUUAAAUCACCCUCUACGACCUCAAAAUUCCAACCCGGCGACCGAGUCUACGCCCGAGUGACAUAUCCCCAAUCUGGUGCAGCACGACAGUACACGGUGACGACCGAUGACGAAAUCGCAAGGGUGCCUAAGAACUUCUCCGUCGCAGAGGCUGCAUCAGUACCCGUCAGCGCCUUGACCGCAUGGCAGGGCCUGUUCGAGGAGUUCAAGUUCAAAGCCCCAACUGCCACUUCCACUCCAUCAUCCGACACGAAGAAACGUGUGCUGGUCCUGGCCGCGUCUGGUAGCGUAGGUGUCUACGUGACGCAACUCGCCAAACUCGCCGGCCUGCACGUCAUCGGCACCACAGGGACUCGCAACGUCGAUUUCGUCACAUCUCUCGGCGCAGACGAAGUCCUCGACUACACGAAGACGGACCUGCGCACCUGGGUUGCCGAAGACCCGAGUCGGAAAGUCGAUUUCGUGUUCGCCCUGGCCGGUGGCGUGUCGCGGGACCAGGCAUGGCAUGCGCUGAAGGAGAACGGCCAGCUGCUGACGAUCGUGCCGCCGCCGGAUUUCAACUGGGUGUUUGACCUCGAUACGCCUGCAGGUGUGGAUCCGAGUGUCAAAGGACGUUUCUUCGUGAUGCAUCCGUCGGGUGACCAAUUGGAGAAGAUCACCGAGUUGAUCGAGGCUGGGAAACUCAAGCCGUUGGUCGAUAGUGUUUGGGAGUUUGACGAUUAUGAGAAGGCAAUUGAGAGGCUGAAUAGUGGGAAGACCUCGGGGAAGGUUAUACUCAAGGUGAAUGACGAAGAAUAG
Molecule: messenger RNA, 1014 nt
Organism: Exophiala bonariae
Lineage: Eukaryota; Fungi; Ascomycota; Eurotiomycetes; Chaetothyriales; Herpotrichiellaceae
Exons: 1
Coding region: 1-1014 (337 amino acids)
Molecular function (GO): oxidoreductase activity
Source: RefSeq, a predicted model, not a curated record